Messenger RNA from Pseudoliparis swirei, 1208 nucleotides. RefSeq names its product cholecystokinin b (gene cckb). The transcript is spliced from 5 exons. Gene Ontology annotation, molecular function: neuropeptide hormone activity. The record is from RefSeq and is a predicted model, not a curated record. Lineage: Eukaryota; Metazoa; Chordata; Actinopteri; Perciformes; Liparidae. Gene Ontology annotation, cellular component: axon; extracellular region. Gene Ontology annotation, biological process: digestion. The coding region runs from base 551 to 976 and encodes 141 amino acids.
GUUAUUUAUGUCAUUUGUAGUAAGUUUGGUUGAAUAUAUUAUUUGUACAACUCGUUUAUUUAAUGUUGGUUUGUUUUUGUUUUAUAUGUGGUGGGAACUGUUUGCGUGUCCUGUGUUGCGCUGGGACGCAUUUGAUUGCAACAAUCGCAGGUGAACAUGUGGUUGAAGCUAGGAAGAGUAAGUAAGUGAAGCAAGUAAGAGAAGCUAGAAGUGCAAGUAAGUGAAGCUAGGAAGAGUAAGUAAGUGAAGCAAGUAAGAGAAGCUAGGAAGUGCAAGUAAGAGAAGAAUACAUGUUUAAGUGGACCCAUUCCCUCGUGGUUUAUGUGCAGCCAGUGAGUUCGACGGUGGAUUGAAGGUGGAUGGCGAAGUGCGCCCGCAUCCAAUAAACAUCUGUCAGUAAAGAAAAAGAACAACGGUGGCGUCUAGUUCCUGGAGGGAGUGAUAGUCGAACUCAAGCCUGCUGAUUCCCUGGACCCGCUCGUGCAAGACAGCUCGUCAAGACGGAGUCACAGCCACACUGUUAAAGGACACACCAGUUCAUCCAUUUUUCAUGAAGACGUCCAUGACUGCAGGUCUGUGUGUGUGCGUCGUGCUGGCGGUCUUGUGUACCAGCUGUUUGGGGCUCCCCUUCUCCUCCCAGCCUCUCGACGAGGGCCACCGCUCCUCGUUCGCCGCUUCCCAAGCGUUCCUUGAGGGUGACAUGCACACCUUGGGAGAGCCCCGCCUCCAACACAGCCGCUCUGCCCCCCAGGUGAAAGCUCUUCCUCCGGCUGAGGAGGAUGCCGACUCCCGAGCCAACCUCAGUGAGCUGCUGGCAAGACUCAUCUCCUCCAGGAAAGGUUCUGUUCGUAGAAACUCCACGGCGAACAGCAGAGCCAACGGACUGAGCACCAACCACCGGAUAGUAGACAGGGACUACUUGGGCUGGAUGGAUUUCGGCCGCCGCAGUGCAGAGGAGUACGACUACACCUCGUAGAGGGAAGCCACGGCUCAGACCCCACUUGGGAAAAAGGAGGAGAAGAAGAAGAAGAAGAAAACACGCAAACGGGCUCCCCACUGUCUCACAAUAAAGAGUCGAUUUAUGAUGUAUUUGUUGUACAUUUGUUUGUAAAACUGUAAUAAUGCAAUAUACAUAUGCCAAAUUUUACAGAAAAGCGCUCACGGUUCAAGGGUUGUUUGUUUCUGGUUUCUUUAUCAUUUCGAGUGGA